GAAAAAAGUGUUAAAAACGUGAACGUAUAACCGUUGGAUAACCGAAACAAAAAUCCAACGGCAAAUAUCAAAGGAAAAAUCGACCGUUGGAACUUUCUACAUAUAAAACAUUUCCAACACCCAAACGUUGCAAGCACCAAGUAUAAACAAAGCAAAGCAAAACCAAAACAUCGUAAGAAAGAACGAAAGAAAAAAAACUCUGUGGGUGUGUUGAUCGGUUACAAAGGUUGAAUACUUGGUUGAGGUGGCUACCACCGACGAAGAAAGAGUGGGAGGAGAAGUUGAGACGAGAAACAGUCGUAUUCAAGUGUUUCUUUCGUCGAUCUUCUCUAGUCUUGGUGGUGUUUUCGGAUCUACAUUUCAAGAUCAUAAUAACAUGGCUUCAAGAGUUAUUGCUCCAAUCGAACUUCAACAACCCAGAGGUGAGAAUAAUAAUAAUAAUAAUAAGCAAAAGAAUGCACUGGGGGUAGAAGGAAGAAACAGAAGGGGGGUGCUUAAGGAUAUUGGUAAUCUUGUGGCUAAUCAAGCAGAUCUUGGUGUUAAUGCUAAUGUGUGCAAGCCUAACACAAGGUCUCAGGCUAUUGCUCAAGUCCUAGCAGAGAAAAACAAGAAAUCAAGCACUAAUUUGGACUUACCUCAAAAGCCUAAAGAACCUGAAGUUAUCAUCAUAAGCUCUGAUGAAGAAUCUGAGGGAGUGAAGGAGAAACAACAAGCUGUUAGAGGAAGAAAGCAAAGAGAAAGGUCCACUACAAAAAAUGGCAAGGCCUUUAGUUCAGUACUUUCAGCUAGAAGCACGGUUGCUUGUAGUAUUGUACCAAAGGAAUUGGUAAUCAACAUUGAUGCUACUGAUAAGGACAAUGAAUUGGCUGCAACUGAGUACAUUGAUGACAUCUACAAGUUUUACAAACUCACUGAAGAAGAUGGUCGUGUCCAUGAUUAUAUGGUUUCACAGCCGGAUAUAAAUGCCAAAAUGAGAUCAAUCCUUGUGGACUGGUUGAUAGAAGUGCACCGAAAAUUCGAACUCAUGCCAGAAACUUUCUAUCUGACUCUUAACAUUGUUGACAGAUUCUUGUCAACAAAGGUUGUACCUAGAAAUGAACUUCAGCUUGUUGGAAUAAGCUCAAUGCUUAUAGCAUCCAAAUAUGAAGAGAUAUGGGCACCAGAGGUUAAUGACUUUGUAAUCAUAUCAGACAGUGCCUAUGUUAGAGAACAGGUUCUGAUUAUGGAGAAAACAAUCUUGAGAAAUUUGGAAUGGUAUCUAACUGUUCCUACUCCUUAUGUGUUCUUGGUUCGGUACAUCAAAGCCUCAACUCCCUCUGAUAAAGAGAUGGAAAAUAUGGUGUAUUUCCUAGCUGAACUUUCUAUGAUGCAUUAUGCUACUGUAUCAUUGUAUAGUCCUUCAAUGAUUGCUGCUUCUGCUGUUUAUGCCGCAAGAUCUACCCUUGAGAAGAGCCCUUUUUGGACUGAUACUUUGAAGCACUACACAGGCUUCUCCGAGGAACAACUAAGGGAAUGUGCCAAACUCAUGGUGAGCUUUCAUUCUGCUGCUCCAGAAAGCAGGCUGAAGGCAAUUUACAAGAAAUUCUGUAGCACAGAUCGUUGUGCUGUAGCUCUUCGUACUCCAGCCAAAAACUUGUCAGCACACACAGACACAGAGUCUUGAAGAAAUUCUAGUUUAGGGUAUUGUUUUGUUUUGGAUGAUUGUAUACUAAAUAUACAAUGAUUAGCUAUUAUGGCUGUUUUUAAAAGCUUAAGGGUGGUUUCAUUUAGGAGAGAUCAUUACUAUUAUGAUCUAUAUGGCUGUGUGUUUUUCUUAAAAGUGUUUUACAAAAGUUUAUAGUUUAGAACAAUAUUGUAAGAGAAUUGCCAUAGCUCCUUCUCAAGCACUUCUUGUACUACAUAUUAUGCUAUAUUGAAUGAAAUUUGAGUAUUUGGCAAUGCUA
Molecule: messenger RNA, 1943 nt
Organism: Cicer arietinum (chickpea)
Lineage: Eukaryota; Viridiplantae; Streptophyta; Magnoliopsida; Fabales; Fabaceae
Product: G2/mitotic-specific cyclin S13-7
Biological process (GO): mitotic cell cycle phase transition
Molecular function (GO): cyclin-dependent protein serine/threonine kinase regulator activity
Source: RefSeq, a predicted model, not a curated record